Molecule: messenger RNA, 3908 nt
Organism: Nasonia vitripennis (jewel wasp)
Lineage: Eukaryota; Metazoa; Arthropoda; Insecta; Hymenoptera; Pteromalidae
Gene: adp
Product: WD and tetratricopeptide repeats protein 1
Exons: 12
Coding region: 425-2398 (657 amino acids)
Biological process (GO): negative regulation of fatty acid biosynthetic process
Cellular component (GO): cytoplasm; Cul4-RING E3 ubiquitin ligase complex
Molecular function (GO): protein binding
Source: RefSeq, a predicted model, not a curated record
GGGGAACGGAACGCAUUGUGUAUAGUUGUAGAUGCUCCAAUAUAUAACUUACCAGAGAUGACCACUGAUGUAAACUGUUCCAGUCCAUAGUCCAUUUUCAGACGUCUAACGUGACGUCGUACAAAUAUCCCCUCCAGACUUGUUUGUUUUUUACUCGCGCCUGCGGAUUCAUAAACAUUGCGAGUGAAAGUUGUGUCUUGUGUGUCUGCGGGAGCGCACACAACGAUUCUUUUUUUUCCUGGUGCAUGUUAUUCUCUCGAGUCGAAACAAAGCCACGCUUGAGAGGGUGGGACGGAUAUUUAUUAGGUGCACUUAGUGAAUAUGAUAUUUUCAGAUGAAAAGUGGCUAUUAUUGUUGUUUUUUCAGGAUUAGGACAUCAGAUGUGGCUGCCCAGAGGAUAACGUAAAUUUUCCAUGAAUUGAAGAUGGAAAUGUUUAUAAAGAAGAAGCCCGAAGCCAGGGUUAUGGACCUGGUUAGGCAAAGAGAAAUACAGGAAUCAACAGCAAGGCAAGUUGGACGUAAGCUCAAAGUCACGUCAAAUUUAUUAAGAAGAUUGGGACUGAAAACAGAGCUAGAAGGACAUGAAGGUUGCGUCAAUUGUUUGGAGUGGAAUGAAAGUGGCACAACCCUGGCCUCAGCAUCUGACGACAUGCAUGUCAUAUUGUGGAAUCCAUUUCGCUAUGAGAAGAAACUAAAACUACAAACUGGCCAUGGUGGAAAUAUUUUUACAGUCAAGUUUAUGCCAAAAUCAAAUGACUCUAUUCUGGUGACCGGUGCAGGCGACCACAAGAUCUGUGUGCAUGACAUCUCAAUUUCGGACACACUGUUGGUGUGCAACUGCCACUUGGGAAGAGUCAAGCGCGUAGCCACAGCACCAAGUGUACCCUUUCUUUUUUGGAGUGCUUCUGAAGAUGGUUUGAUAAUGCAGUAUGAUCUGCGCUUACCGCACUCUUGCAAGAAAAGCGAGCAGCGCAAUGUUGUCGUCAACCUUACUCAACACGCAGGCCGCGUCGUCGAAGCCAAGUGCAUCAACGUGAACCCACGCAGACCCGAGCUCAUCGCGGUAGGCGCCAACGAUGCCUACGUGCGCAUGUACGAUCGCAGAAUGAUCAAGCUUCAGCAGAGACUAACGUCGAAUGCUAUCUGGCUUAACAAAGGAGAUUUAGACGAUAGCGUACCGUUUGGUUGUGCUCGGUACUUUAUUGCAGGUCAUUUAAGAAAUCGCGAUAGCUGUAAAAGAUUUUCGAGCACCUAUGUGACGUUCAACGACGAUGGAAAUGAAUUACUAGUCAAUAUGGGUGGAGAACAUAUUUAUCUAUUUGACAUCAAUAAUCAUGGAAAUUCAAGAAGUUUUAUAGUUCCUGUUGAGCUGGAAACGAAUACGGGGGACCAAGGCUGCAAUGAUCCUUGUGUAGAAGAUAAUCGUGCUCCAAUAGUUUUAAAAGACAUGUCGGCAUUAAAUAUUUCAGAGUUUAGUCCCGAAGUUGAAGAGCUGCAGCUAAAGGCCAAUAAAGCUUUUGAGGAGGAGCGCUAUGCCAAUGCCAUUACAUUAUAUAACGAAGCCAUUAGCUUGUGUCCAUAUUCAGCAAAACUUUAUGGUAACAGAGCCGCUACCUAUAUGAAAAGAGCAUGGGGUGGAGAUCGCUACGCAGCAUUACGUGAUUGCCGAACGACAUUAUCGCUUGAUUCAGAACAUAUUAAAGCUCACUAUAGGCUGGCUAGAUGCUUGUUUGAUUUAAAUCUAGCACAGGAAGCACAUAUUGUGAUGGAAAACUUUAAGGAAAAAUUCCCUCAACACGCUAACGCAUCUGCAUGUAAAACUUUGAGAAAAGAUAUAAAUGAGGCAAUCAAUACUUGUAAAGUUUCGUCUACAACUAAGUCGCUGUCUGAAACAAGGAUUUCCGAUAAUGAGAAAGAAUGGCGAAAAAAUGCGAUUGAUUUUAAAUUAAGACUGUGCGGACACUGUAAUACGAUUACGGAUAUAAAAGAAGCCAACUUCUUUGGAGAUGAUGGUCAGUUCAUCAUUGCUGGUUCGGAUGAUGGAUCUUUCUUUAUCUGGGAUAGAUAUACUACAAAUAUUGCUCGAGUUUUGAAAGGGGAUCAAAGAAUAGUAAACUGUUUACAGCCACAUCCGUCAACUUGUCUAUUGGCUACUAGUGGUAUAGAUUCAGUUAUAAGAUUGUGGAGUCCAAUGCCUGAGGACGGAAGUGUAAAUGUCUGGGAGGUCGAAAACUCAAACGAAGCUGCGAUAGCAAAUUAUAUGCGUAUGAACUCUGAUCACUUUGAGGUAAUGCUUUUCAAUAUGGGAUACAGAUAUUCGCUUAACUCUGGUAGCACUCACGACGACAACGAAGAUCAACAAGAAUCUUCGAAUAAUCCAACUUGUAGACCAAGCUAAGCUCUGUUAAUAUUAAAAAAAAAUAUGUAUAAAUACUUGAUGCAUACAUAUAUGUAUGCAUAUCAAAGAGUUUGCACUAUACAGAAGAGAGAGAGUACUGAAAACAAAAAUAUUAAUAUCGUGAUGUAAUAGAUUUUUUUUCUCUUAUUGAUAAAAACAAAGAUUUUAUAUACAUUAUUCAUCCCAAAUAAUUUUUCACGGCUACUUUGUUGAUGGAAGCAAUUCCCAUAGCAUUUCCAAAGUACUUCCUUCUCUUGGUUCUUCAGUUGCAAGUCCCAAGCUGUUGGAUAAUACUGGCUUUCUCUGGUUAACUCCUCCUUCCGAGAAAUACAUAUUAAAGACGUUUGAUAUUUCAUCUUCAGAUGAUUCAAUUUCAGUGAAUUUUUCGGUAAUUGAUUCGGGUUGAGGAACUGACUGUAAUUAUAAAAUGUAUAUAAAAUGGUCUAAUUUGCUAUUUCUGAUACACAUACGUAUAUAUUUAUUGAAAGAGCUUAGUUUACUAUUUCAUCCGAUUUUUUUUACCUGAUGUUCAAAUGUAUAUUCCACACCGAAAAUGGGUGAUUUGUUAUAGGCUGCAUUAAGGGAAACUAAUUCUUUGUGUAAAGAAUAAAGUUUGUCAAUCGGAUCGACUCUAAAUCCUAAAAUAUAAGAACCAGAUGAUUCUGUACUUGUUAUCACCAGUGUAGGUCCAAAUUUAGAAGAUCUAACAUUUAUCUAAAAAAACAUUGCAUAUGGUUACAACACAAGUUUAGAAAUAUUAAAAGAUUGAAAAUUUUGCGAAAAGCAAUUGCAAAUCUAUUUGUAUUACGAAUAUAAGAGGACAUAAUUAUUUUUCUUCAACUGUUUUGAACUCACAUUAGCUAUUGUUAGAUAAGGCAUGGACACAUUAAACUGUUGAUUCAUAUCAGCAUACCAAACAAUCCUUAUGUUAGUAACAAUGAAAGUUCCAACAUUUCCCUGAACAAGAAAAAUAUAUUUGUCAUAAAAUUUCGAUAAAUUAUGUUAAUUAAUAAUUAAAAUUUUCUAUUUUCAAAUCAGCAUUACUUGUUCAGUCGAUAAAUUCCACACUCCUGGUAAUGUUUCAUGCACUGUUUCUUGCGGCAACAGCGUCAGUCGCUUGUCAUGGAUGAUUCCUACUCUUAACUUCAUUUCCCUAUAUAUUUUUGAUGAAAUGUAAGCUCUGUGAACACCCAUCACUGAGGUAUAAUGACGAGAACUUCGUGUAUCCAAAUUGCUAAAUAAGAAUUCAUAUCUGCAGUUUCUAUACGAAGUUAAUAUGUACAAAGCUUGUGUUGUUCCUCCGUAGAUCUAGAAUUAUAUGGAAUAUGAUUCUCAUUUAUUUCAAUUAUAAGGCUUGAAAAGAUAUAUAGUGGAUCAAGUACUACGCACUGUGUUGAUUAUUUUUGUCGUGACGGUAACGAACGUGUUAAAGCCGAUGCCUGAAAUAUCCAAGAUAUUUCUUUUAAUUACGAUAAUUGCAAAACUAAAUACAAUAAAUUGCAUAAAUAAA